AUCCGGGAAAUUGUUGACAACGUCAUUGCGACAUUUCAUGGAAUUUUCCUCGGAGGUUUUUGGCCAAAGGUGCUGUAGAAUAAAAACAAUCAGCAAAAUAGUCUCACUUGCUUAUUCUAAUUAGCUGGAAUAUGUGAAGAUAUUGUGUGCAAAAGCUGCAAUUGUGUGUAAAUACCAAGGAGAGGUGAAAAGGAGUGGUGUGUAGAAAAUUAUGGCCAAUGAUUCGCCGGUUGAUAGGAAUUCCAACAUGAAAAAUGAGAAACAAUUCAUUUGUGGGGUUGUUGAAGGAUUCUAUGGGCGUCCAUGGACAACGGAGCAGAGGAAGGAUCUCUUUGCCAAGCUGAAGAAAUGGGGUAUGAACUCGUAUGUGUAUGCCCCAAAGGAUGACUACAAGCAUAGGGCGUAUUGGAGGGAAUUGUAUACGGUGGAAGAGGCUGAUCAUUUGACUAGCCUCAUAGCAGCUGCCAAGGAGCAUGAAAUUAAUUUCUACUAUGCAUUGUCUCCGGGCCUGGACAUGACCUACAGCAAUGCCAAGGAGACGGCGACACUCAAGAGGAAACUGGAGCAGGUAUCUCAGUUUGGAUGUGAAGCAUUUGCCCUUCUGUUUGAUGAUAUCGAGCCGGAAAUGACAAAAGCCGAUAAGGAGAUGUUUCAGAGUUUUGCUCAUGCCCAAGUUUCUGUCACCAAUGAGAUUUUUAAUCAUCUCAAUUGUCCUAGGUUCCUCUUUUGUCCCACCCAGUACUGUAGCUCCAGGGCAGUGCCCUGUGUCACGAGAUCUGAGUAUUUGAACACGGUGGGCAGUAAAUUGGCGCAGGAUAUUGAGAUUCUGUGGACAGGUCCAAGGGUAGUGUCAAAAUUUCUCACAGUUGAGGGCAUACAGGAGAUCACGGAAGUGCUACGGAGACCACCGGUCAUCUGGGACAAUCUCCAUGCCAAUGACUACUGCAGCAAACGCCUCUUCCUUGGACCGUAUUCCGGGAGAUCUCCCAAGUUGAUUCCCUUGCUGAAGGGUGUCCUAACUAAUCCCAAUUGUGAAUUUCAUGCCAACACCGUGGCCAUUCAUACUCUUGCUCACUGGUCUAAGUGUACAACUGAGGCCAAUAUUGACAAUGCAAUAUCAGCGGACAUCAAAUUAGAGACUGAAGGUGAUCAGGGUGGUUUUGGGGAGGAAAUGACACCGAAUUGCCUGCCCAAGAACAUUUACCAUCCGCGUGAGGCACUCAGGAAUGCCAUACGUGAUUGGCUGCCGGAAUUUCAAUUGGUGAAAGAGGCCUGGGGUCCAAUCACCAAACCCCAUCCACCCGUAACAAUGGUCAUGCCCAUCAUCCCAAUCAUCCCGUCGGUGAACACGUGCAUGAGUCUGACCACUCCCACCACGGCUACGGUCACGUGUACGCAGUCAAUGAAGGUGCCGGAGGUGAAUACGACUCAGCUGCAGGCAUUGGCGGAAGUCUGUAGCACAGUCACGGGCUCAGAGACAAUUCAGCCUCUGCCCAAUGUCGUCAUGAAUUCUCUGGUGUCAGCCAAGAAGAUUGUCACCAAUGAGACCAUCCCCAAUCCGAUUGUAUCGAAUUUAUCAAUCCCAGAGAAGAUUCCCGUGCCCUGCAUCCCGGCGCCCGUCAUGAACAUCAAGGAGAACCCAGGUAGGGCAAAAUACUCUGUGGUCGAGGACAAGGAGCUCGAUUCGAAAGUGCAGAUCAAUGAGCCAAUCGAAGAGGACAUCACUGAAAAGGACGAACUGACUGAUAAAGUUGACUCUGUGGCUGAUGGUAAGAUCCCUUCGGCGCCUGGUGCAUCAGAGACUGAGGCCGGAACUGAAGUGAUGGCCAUUGCCGAUGAGAAUCCCUCACCGCACAGCACAACGGAACCAAUGGAAUGUGGCAGUAGCGUCUUGUCUUCAUCGCCGAAGCAGAAGAGUUCCUCGGAGGACGUUGUGAUGUCUGAGAGUGUCUCGACGAGUUCCGGAAGUAUGCACGUAGAGACGUCGGAUGGAUCCCUCAACUCGAAUACCGACAUUGGUGAGGAUGUGUCCAAAGAGCUGACUAAUGAGGAUCUGAGCCUUCUCUGUGAUCUGUUCUACUUGCCAUUUGAGCACGGAAGCAAAGGUCUCGUGAUACUCAAUGAGUUCCAUUGGUUAAAGAGUAACUCUAGCGUACUUCUGGGUGCCCCCAAGAAGCCACCUCCGGACGCCAAUUUGAAACCUGAAGUGCAGGAAUGGAUGCAACGGAGUGAGAAAUUUGGUCUGCUGUGUCACUCAAUUCUGGUGCUGGCCAAGAAAUUCAGUGUCUGUGUCAAUAAGGAGAUUGUCUAUGAUCUGUAUUCGUACGUGUGGGACAUUGCGGGGAUUGUGGCGCUUCUCAAUGCCUUCGUCAAAUGGCUGGCUCUCGCCCAUUUUCCGUCCAAUAUCAAUUCGUACACACAAGGCAGCUAUACGUGGUUCAGUAAAGGCUGGAAGGAUACGUUUAUGUCCGGUGAACAGGAGCCGUGGGUAUUUAGAGGUGGACUUACUGCCGAUCUUCAGAGGCUCCUUCCGGUGGAUUCGGGCAAUGAUUUGUUCCUGUACAAACUCCCUGACGCUCCUUCAUCCAAUUUCUGCACCGUUCGUCCCUAUGUGUACACGGAUGAGGAGGCAGUGUAUUCCAUCUGCCACAAGACCUGCCGCGAUGGCUCAGACUGCUCAGACCUCUUCCCGGAGCACUUGCAGGGCAUCCCGGCGGAUCGUUUAGUGGGCCCCUUCAUCACCAUCAAUCCGGAAUUUUGUAUGGUGAUGGAGUAUGGCUCAGUGGGAAUGAUUGGGUACAUCUGCGGUGCUUUGGAUGCCAAGGUGUUCUACAAGAAUCAGCAGAUGUGCUGGCUGCCAGCAAUGUCGCUCAAAUAUAAAAUCGAACUGCUAGAUUCACCGGAUUUGACACCAACGGCCAAGGAUUCCAUCAAUCACUUCCACAAUUUCAAGUACGACUGCCCACAAGAUGUCCUCAGCACCUAUCCAUCGAUAAUGACGUGCUGUGUGCUGAAGGAGCAACUUACGCAGGAUCCUUCGGUGGCCAAGAGGCUCGUGACAGUUCUCCUGGCGGCAUUCCGGUCAAAUGGCUCCUUUGGGGUUCAUGUCUGCAUCAAUCGCACAGAUCGCUACAUGCAUCAGUUCUACACAAAAUUGGGCUUCUCUGAGAUCCUCCAGGACAACAUGCGCAUCUAUCUGGGCAGGAAUUUCUAACAACCACGCAGCAUUUAUCCUCCUCUCCCAUUUUUAUUCUCAUUAAAAUUAUCUAUAUACUCUCUUUUAAUUUUUAGCCCAUUUCUCUUGAGCAUUUUACUCCUCAGUCAUUUCUUUUUUUAAAAAAAGUCAAUUUCUUUGCAUUGUGAUCUUACAUUUUUUUGAGAAAAAUUAACAAAUUAAAAUCACUGAACAUUGCUACAUGUUCUAGUCA
Molecule: messenger RNA, 3428 nt
Organism: Phlebotomus papatasi
Lineage: Eukaryota; Metazoa; Arthropoda; Insecta; Diptera; Psychodidae
Gene: Oga
Product: protein O-GlcNAcase
Exons: 8
Coding region: 212-3214 (1000 amino acids)
Biological process (GO): glycoprotein metabolic process
Molecular function (GO): beta-N-acetylglucosaminidase activity
Source: RefSeq, a predicted model, not a curated record